Messenger RNA from Aspergillus nidulans FGSC A4, 1491 nucleotides. RefSeq lists its product as uncharacterized. Bases 1 to 1491 code for a protein of 496 amino acids. The record is from RefSeq and is a predicted model, not a curated record. Lineage: Eukaryota; Fungi; Ascomycota; Eurotiomycetes; Eurotiales; Aspergillaceae. The transcript has a single exon.
AUGAGUAGAGGCGCGGUUGAAGGUAACUCUACCUCCCUUCGUCCUGAUCCUCAAGAGCAAGCUCUUAUGGAUUCUCAUCUGUACAUGAAUGAACUGGGGCUUACACCUUUCCCCGGGUUCCAGCUGCGGGGCGAUUCCCUACAGGGCAAAGAGCAAGAAUGUUCCGUUGAACAUGCACUUGUCGAUGCCGGCAGACGCGGUGAAAUAGAUCAGGCGGGCGGUGAGGCCGUUGCUGAGAUUUCCGGCGUACCACGGACGGGUCUCGAUGAGAUCAACGCAGGAGCGAAUGCUACAGUUAAUGACAUGAAUUAUUCGUACGACCCUCUGUUCGAUUCUACGGUUCCGGAGCUUGAUUUUGUUUUCUCCCGCAAACGAAGCGCAGAAGAAUUGUCAGAUAUUUCCUCCGAGAAACGGCAGCGACAGCAUGCAGAAUCCCCCGAUCAAACGCCUUCUCUUACGACCAACUCGACGCAUGAAUCACAUGCAUCUUUCUUCGACACUUUCGACAGUCUAUUUGGAGGCGGGAUCGAAUUACCCUUAGUACUACCCGACGAACCUCUACCUGAUUUCAGGGAGAUACCCCAGGCUCCGUCUAGCCUGCAUAGAACAAGCGAAUUCACAAAGGAGGGAUUCUCUUUGGAUGAGCAAGACAUUCUUGCCACCACCACACGUGAAUUUUUGCAGGUGCGGAAAGAGCCUGAGUAUAAAUCUCCUUAUCCUGUCUCGGGAGGACCGCUAGGCUAUCUUCCUUCAAAUCCUGCGCUUCACGUAACAUGCGUUGCCGUGGGGGACGAGAAGAUGCUUAAUGAAAUCCAGAGUCUGCGGGCUCAGCUAUACCGGACGACACGUGAGCGUGACCAGUAUAAGAAGUCACUUUUGCAAUAUGCGGAACUGGACGGUUCUGGAAAGUCACCGGAACAGUUACUCCGUGAAGAAAAUGCGAUGCUUCGGCGUGUAUCAACACGACACCAAUCCCGAGUGGAAGAAUACAAGAAGGAAGCAGCCGCGUGGAGAAACAAACUUCACGAGGUCAGUACACUAUACAAUAAUCUCCUGUAUGAAAUCGAAGUUACAAAGCGGCUUCCCGCUAUUUCCUUGGUUCCAGCCGAGUACAAGCCACACCAAUAUGGACAACAAAUCGUGCCGCUACCUUCUAUGCAAAGUGCGGGUGCUGGCAACAGUCAGCCUGCUGGAUCUCCAACACGGCCACUAGGGCAACAAAUCGAUGCCGUCACGAUAGAUUUGACCCCUAAGUCGUCGUUUCCGCAAACAUCCACGAACUCUAUGCCUGCGCAGGUUACACAUGCUUACAACCAGCCAUCUGGUCCGCCAGCACGACAACCUAAACAAACGCCUGAAGCUAUUAUGAUAGAUCUGACCGAGGAAGAUGAACCGCUGCCUACUCCUCCACCUGAGCCAGAAGGUGCGGCGCUCAAGUCGUUGCGCAGCAAGAAGUAUGGUUGGCUAAACGAUACUUAUAAGUCCACUUAG